AUGUUGUUGUUUCACCUUGGACACCCCAGGUACAUCAGCGAGGAGUACGGCGGCCAGGCGCUGCACCCCAUCGACGUCAUCGACGCGUCAUCGGGCCGCACGCUGCGGUCGCUCGUGGACGGCAACCUCACCACCAUCAGCCCCGUGGCCGCGUUCCACCCCAGGCGCGACCUCAUAAUCAGCGGCAGCAGCGGGAGCCUGUACUGCUGGCGCCCGAGCGGCGGCAGCGGUGGCGGCGGCGGCGGCGGCCCGGGCCCCGGGUUUGGGCCGGGCUUUGGGCCUGGCGGCGGCGGCGGCGGCAGCGACGAUGACGAGGAGGGCGGCGACGACGGGGGCGGCGGCGGCGGCGGGGGUGCCAAUGGCACGAGGAAGGCGGGCAUUUCAUCCUCCUACGUCUUUUUUGAUGCGGACGCGGGGGCCGCCAAGAAGAAGGCAGCCGCCGCAGGCAGCGGCGGCGGCGGCCGCGGCGGCCGCGGCGGGCGCGGGGCGGCAGGGCGCGGCAGGGGGCGCGGCCAGGGCCGGGCGGGCGGGAAGCGCAAGGCGGCAGACGCCGGGCUAGAGUCCCAGGGGGGUUCUGAUCAGGACAGCGAUUAG
Monoraphidium neglectum is the source of this 594-nucleotide messenger RNA. Its product is annotated as Protein DAMAGED DNA-BINDING 2. Gene Ontology annotation, biological process: DNA repair; response to UV. The record is from RefSeq and is a predicted model, not a curated record. Lineage: Eukaryota; Viridiplantae; Chlorophyta; Chlorophyceae; Sphaeropleales; Selenastraceae. Gene Ontology annotation, molecular function: damaged DNA binding; protein binding. Bases 1 to 594 code for a protein of 197 amino acids. Gene Ontology annotation, cellular component: Cul4-RING E3 ubiquitin ligase complex; nucleus. The transcript has 3 exons.